Malassezia sympodialis ATCC 42132 is the source of this 3036-nucleotide messenger RNA. RefSeq lists its product as uncharacterized. The record is from RefSeq and is a predicted model, not a curated record. Bases 1 to 3036 code for a protein of 1011 amino acids. Lineage: Eukaryota; Fungi; Basidiomycota; Malasseziomycetes; Malasseziales; Malasseziaceae. The transcript has 5 exons.
AUGUCCGCUCACAAGCAAGUGGUACCAGCCUUUGCUACUCUCCAGUCGAGUGUCCAAUCUCUCACUAAGAAUCCUUUGCAGUUAAAAGAUCUCGCAUUAAUUAAAGCGGCGUGCCCCGAUCUCGUCCACCUGGAGUAUGUACCUACCGAGCAGCUGGAGCAACAUCCCACGUCCAAAAGACGACGAAAGGAAGAUUUAUAUGGCCCUUCUGAGCAGGAAUGCGAAUAUACGCUCAUUUUCGAGUUUAUCGACCAUGCGCUAAUGACCGGGAAGGCGUCAGCAAAGCGUGUCAUCAUGCCACAAAACUCCAACCCCAAUGCAGCUGUCCAACUCAUAUCGCGCCGUACCUCUACAUUCUAUCGGGCGCUAACAGAAAUUCAAAAAGCAUGUAUUGCCAAAGGGGAGGACCCUGUUGUUCUUUUGGAUGACGCUGCAGAGGGUGUUAUGCCAAAACUUCCGUGCAGCGAACCAGCACAACCAGCACUACCACAGCGAAUGCAAUCCAUGUCCAACGUCUUGAAAAACUUGCAGCAUUUGCCUUGGUGGCGCGAGCAGAUUGUUCCUGGCGGAUGGCGGACCUUUCCCGCACGCGAGGCCCAUUUUGGCGAUCCAUCACCCCCUUUACCAACCGUGAUUCAAGAUGCACUGCAUCGUUCUCAUGGGAUAGAACGACUAUAUAUGCAUCAAGUCUUGGCUCUCUCUGCUUUCCAGCAUGGACAGCAUGUUGUUGUGAGCACUGGUACCUCUUCCGGCAAGUCCCUUGUAUACCAAAUUCCCAUUGCCUGUUCACUGUUGCGUGAGUCUACCUCAACGGCCAUGUGCUUAUUUCCGACCAAGGCCCUGACCCAAGAUCAACUAUUGUCACUGCAGAGAUUCCUUGCCCUUGUCCCGGGUGCACAAGAUGCGCCUAUUUUUACAUAUGAUGGUGACACACCACGGGAGCAACGACGUGCGAUUCGCGAACGUGUGCGCAUUCUUUGCACGAAUCCGGACAUGCUGCAUCAAGCAAUUUUGCCAUUUGAGGAACAUUGGCGACGGUUCUUCCAGGGAUUGCGGGUUGUUGUGCUCGAUGAGCUUCAUGUAUACUCUGGCAUCUUUGGUACGCAUGUGGCGUUUAUUCUGCGGCGCCUGCGCCGGUUAUGCGCCGCUCUAGGCAACCAUGCGGUGCAGUUUGUUAGCUGCAGUGCCACUAUAUCCGAGCCCGCAAACCAUCUUGCUCAAUUGCUAGCCCUAGAUCCUGUCACUAUUCAGGUCGUACAAGAGGACGGAGCACCUUGUGGUCAAAAAGAAUGGGCCGUAUGGAAUCCCCCGCUAAUUGAUGACCAGGAUCCUGGUCAUGGGCGCGUGUCCUCUUACACCGAAAUAUCACGUCUCUUUCGCUACUUGAUUCAGCAGGGCAUACGCACAAUCAUCUUUGCGAAGGUGCGGCGCACGUGUGAAAUCAUCGUCCGUCAAAUAAGAGAGGACCUAUUGCAUGAUGGCCAUGCAGAUCUCGCAGCUCGCGUACUAGCCUAUCGCUCAGGCUACUCACCCGAAGAAAGGCGCGCAUUAGAGAAAGAUAUGGCGUCUGGUCAUCUCUUGGGCCUUGUCGCCACUUCAGCUCUGGAACUUGGUGUGGAUAUCGGCGUGCUUGAUGCCGUUCUCUUGUUUGGCAUGCCUUAUUCAUUUGCAUCUAUGUGGCAACAGGCUGGUCGCGCCGGUCGCCGCCGAAACGAUGCCCUGGUUGUUCUUCUUGGCGAGCCAUUCCCAUUGGACCAGUACUACAUGCGGCAUCCAGAACUUGUGUUCUGCGGCACGCACGCCCCCCUGUGGCUGGAUACAUCCAAUGAAUUGCUUCUGGAACAACAUAUUCUCUGCGCUGCCUACGAAGUGCCACUCAAUGACGACGAUUCACUGUACUUCGGGGAAAAAUGCAUGGAGAUUUGCACUCGCCUGUUGGAUCGCGACGAGCAGGGGUUUUUCUUUCCUCGUGGAAGUACAUUUGACAACCCAGCCGCUGACAUUGCUAUUCGGGGAGCGCGGCAAGACACUUACCGUUACUUGGAUGCCUCGACACUGUCACUACUGGAAGAAGUCGAGCUCGAGCGCGUUUUCUUCGAGGCUUACCCUGGCGCUGUCUUUCUUCACCAGGGAACAACUUACGUAUGCCAAGAAGUCCACCACGACCAGCGAUGUGCUUACAUGCUAGCGUCUCGCGUUUCCUAUCAUACACGGCCCCGCGAUUACACCGAUGUGGAUGCUUGUCAAGUCUGGCGUCUCCGCUCCCUCGUGCACGUACAAGGGCAUGCAUUUUAUGGCAAAGUGGAUAUCAAGAACCAUAUUUGGGGCUACUACAAAGUCGAUCGGCGCGCGAAUAUUUUGGAUACGAUCGACGUGGAUGCAGAGCCUCUGAUUCGUGCCACGCAGGGCAUAUGGCUUGAUGUGCCUUGGAAUAUUGUGGAGGCACUCGCCCAACAGGGCAUUCAUGCGGCAGCCGCAAUCCACGCGGCUGAACACGCUGUGCUGAGCCUUACUCCUCUGUUUGUAGCCAGUUCGUCUGGCGAUGUGCUGACGGAAUGUAAAGUUCCCAUUCGUGAAUGGAGCCCGCGUACAACGAGACGCAAGCGUCCUUCGCGUCUUAUUUUCUACGACAAACCCGGAUUGCAUGCUGUUCUCUCUCCUUUCAGGAGUCAGUCUAGCUCCAACCAAGACGCUCUUGUCUCAGCACAUCCUGAAGUCCAGGCCACGACGGCUGCCGAAGGUCCAGCCAAUAAGUUUGGGGCGUUUGGCGCAGGAUCUGCUGGCAUCAAUACGACAAGCAUCUUGCCGACAACCAUUGCUAACUGGUUGAGGCGAUCCAUGUAUGCUACCAACACCUUGUCGCAUGGGAGCGCCAAAGACUGUCCAUUCGGCGCAUUGACCAGAACAUGUAGAUCAUACUCCGAACGCACACUUUUCACCAGAUCCAUGAAUUCCAUUGGCACCGGCUUGGAUGUCCACGUCGGGUCCGCUGGCAGCGACAGACUUAGGCCGGACUUUUUCGUUGACCAUCGAUAA